Messenger RNA from Megalops cyprinoides (Indo-Pacific tarpon), 1863 nucleotides. Its product is annotated as solute carrier family 46 member 3. Gene Ontology annotation, molecular function: transmembrane transporter activity. Bases 132 to 1532 code for a protein of 466 amino acids. Gene Ontology annotation, biological process: vacuolar transmembrane transport. Gene Ontology annotation, cellular component: lysosomal membrane. The record is from RefSeq and is a predicted model, not a curated record. Lineage: Eukaryota; Metazoa; Chordata; Actinopteri; Elopiformes; Megalopidae. The transcript is spliced from 6 exons.
UCCUGAUCUUUGCAAGAAACUGCCUGGCGUGCUUAUUUUGGGCAGUCAGCUGAGCUGCUUGUAUUGUUGUCAACAAUACUCGUCCACAGAUGAAUAACUGAAGGUAACAGUGUAACACACACUGCAGAAAAAUGAAGGGUCUGUAUCUUGUGGAACCCAUCGUUGCCAUCUAUGCCUUCGCUAGCUUUUUGGUGUUUCCUCUCGUGCAACAGUACGUUUACCGACGUCUGUGGCAGGAGCUAACGAACACAACGUAUCCUGUGGCAGAUGACAUCUCACGAUGUGCUACCAACAGCAGCAACCACAGCAGUUACCAUGAGGAGGUGCAAAAAGCAGCUUCUCUGUUCUCCCUGUACAGCGAGCUCUUCUCCAUGAUCCCCAGCCUCAUCGUCACCCUCAUUCUGGUGGCCUACAGUGACCACCGCGGCCGUAAGAUCACCAUCAUCCUCCCUUUGGUGGGCUCGCUCAUCUACACCAUCUCUUUCCUGGCCAUCUCCUUCUUCGAGCUCAACCUCUACCUGCUCAUCGCGUCCAACUUCGUCAGCUCCCUCUUCGGGGGAGUGGGGACCCUGCUGGGUGGCUGCUUCUCCUAUAUCGCCGACUUGUGCGAGGACGGCAAGCAGAAGACCCUGCGCAUGGCCGGGGUGGACAUGGUGAUCGGGCUGCUCUCAGGCGUGGCGUCCCUGUCCACGGGCUACUUCCUGAGGGCAGCCGGCUUCAACUGGCCCUUCUUCACUUCCUCCCUGUUCCAGUUCGCCAACCUGCUGUACGCCAUCUUCGUGCUGGAGGAGACGAUGAGACCGCCCGACCCCCUGCUGGCCCCCGAGGGCCCAUCGCGUCCGGCCAUGCAGAAGCUGGUGUACGGGGUGUACCAGCUCUUUGCGGCGGCCAGCCGGAGGAGGAACACCCUGGUGGUGCUCCUGCUCCUCACCUUCACCUUCUACUGCUUCGCCAACAUGGGCGGCAUGUCCAUGAUCACGCUGUACGAGCUCAACGAGCCGCUCUGCUGGAGUGAGAUCCUCAUCGGGUAUGGCUCGGCUCUCUCCACCAUCGUCUUCAUCACCAGCUUCAUCGGGGUGUCCGUUUUCUCGCGCUGCCUGGGCAACGGUACCAUUGUCUUCAUCGGCCUGCUGUCCGUCAUGUCUGGGCUGGUGAUGGUAGCCUUUGCCAAAACCACUCUAAUGAUGUUCCUUGUCAGGGUUCCGAUGCUUCUAGCUAUCAUGCCGGCUCCCGUGCUGCGCUCAAUGAUGUCAAAGGCAGUCUCAAAGUCUGAACAGGGAGCGCUCUUUGCGUGCGUGGCCUUCCUGGAGAGCCUGAGUUCCAACGUGGCCUUCGCUGUGUUCAGCAGCCUGUAUGCUGCCACCGUGGCCUGGUACUCCGGGUUCUGCUUUCUGCUGGCUGCAGGACUGUGCCUCAUCCCCAUGGCCCUGCUGGGGGCUGUAGGACUCGUGGGCCCAGAUGAGCCCAAGGAGGCAGAGCCUCUUUUAUCCGGAGAGGAAACUGACCCAGAGGACGAUGUGCCUUCUGUCUGAUGAACAAAGGGAAUUCGAGAAGAGUGACUGCUCUUUUUACAUGUUCUGUGGCUGAGUCUGGUAAUACAUGUGUUUGAUGACAGCCUUUUAUUUUGGGGUAUCAGGUCUUUGCUGGCCUUUUGAGUUAUGUGGACGCACAAUUAUUCUAUUAAGCUGAAUGCUACAGACCAAAACACCAGAGAAACUAGCCACUGUGUUUGGUUACAACAGUUUUUCUGGCAGGUGUUUGGCUCAGAGGGAGAGGAAGUUGCUCUGUGUAAGCAUGCCAUUUAUGUAGACUUUGGUCCAUUGAAGUAGGGCCAUAUGCUCCCACAAGGUACAAAAAACAUGA